This is a messenger RNA of Tuber aestivum (summer truffle), 1580 nucleotides long. The record is from the annotation of a GenBank genome assembly. Lineage: Eukaryota; Fungi; Ascomycota; Pezizomycetes; Pezizales; Tuberaceae.
GCACUGUAUCCUUCCCUGAGAGUACUCUCAUCGUUCGCCCAUUUUAGCGAACUCGCCCACCAUCACGAGGGAAGCCUUUUUCACGAGACUACAGCGUGAGGGCGAAAGAAGAAGGAUCUAUAUACAUCGUCGGAAUUUUGAUCAUGGUUCAGGAUACCCGUUGGCCUGCGAAGAUACUGAUCGCCCUUAGGGGUGUGCAGUUGGUUUUCGCUAUUAUUUUGUUGGGGCUGUCUGCGUACAUGGUCUCGAAGAUAGAUGACUGGUGAGCCUUUUCUCUUCCUCCCUCCAACCGAUUGGUGGUUUGUGCCCCGAUUGGACUAACGGCAAGUCUGUCUGCCCGUCAGGUGGGCAUGUAUUACUCUUGUCUCCGCACUUUUCUCUCUCAUUUACAUCGGGAUCAACUUCUUCCUUUUGUUCUCAAACCUGCUGCUACCGCUGGCUAUCACGAUUACCGAUGCUUUCCUGGCAGUCUUCUGGUUGAUAUCCAUGGCCGGAACCGGGGAUAGCGGCAUCCUUUCCGUCAGCGAUUGUGGCGAUUACUACUAUUUCUAUGCAUACUUAAGUACCGUUUGUCAAGUUUCUAAGGCCUCCUUUGCCCUAUCCCUUCUUCUUAUGUAAGUUCUCUACCGACAGGGUAAACCAUUUCUUAAGAAUUUGAAACUAACGAGCCCCCCUCUCCUUCUCCAGGCUUCUAUUCAUUGGAUCUCUCGUUCUCGCGUCCAUGGUCCUCUUCAAGAACCGAAAAGAUCUCCGAGGGGCCAAGUAUAACUCGGGAAUGGACCCAGACGGCCACCCUCUACCAGACCAUGCCAAUGCUGCCCCCGCCGUUCCCAAUGCCGUCCCGAUGGACAGUGUCCCCGGUCAAACCCAAUACUACCAGGACCCCCCAAAGAACGAACAGUACCAGCAGUCGUCCACCCCACAGCAGUACCAGACCACUACUUCGCCGGCGUACUACAAUGCGACAGCGGCAACCCACCCGAUUGAUCCAUCGGCUGCGCCGGCCCACUACCCACAGGAUGCUGGAUAUCCGCAAGCGGGAGUUGAAUCUCCGCCUCCGCCGCCACCGCCAGUUAACGCUGCGGAGAUGCCGGCGCGUUGAUCUCUCCCUUUUAUUUUGUAUGGGGUGGUUCACGUUGAAAUUUGGUUCAGAACGGUAAUUGAUGUUUCGCAAUGGGGGUUUUCUCGAACUGGAAAUAUAUCUAUGGGGUUUCAUGUUUUUAUUUUCGCUUGGAUAUUUAACCUUUGGAAUGACUGGGCGUCGCGCGUGGCCCUUGACGAUCGGUUCAAUAUGGGGGGGUUUUUUUUUUCUUUUUUCUUUUGUUGGAAAUAAUAUUAGCGGUGGAGACUGGCUUGACUUGCAAUAGCGGGAGGGAUCCCAUGUCUACCGCGUCGCACUAAUUGGAUUUGUUGGCUGGGCUGGAUGGGGCUAGGGGUCGUACUCGUACUACCAGCGCGCUGUGUGACGCGGCGUUUUCACUGUGCCUCUACUGUAAUUUGGGGUUGCGGGUGUUCUACAGGUAGUAGUACUCGUACAAUCUCGUACGAGUACAUACAGUAUUGUGCGGAGAGUGCUUUGC